AUGGGCCUCUCCACCAGCACCGUGCUCUUCUUGAUCCUCUGCUGCUGUCUCUGUGAUGCAGGAGCCAGAAAACAUAAUUCUGUCCUCACAGUGCCCAAUGGAGGACCAUGGGGUUCUUGGGGAAACAUCCAUUUUUGUCCCAAAGGAUAUGCUCGUGGUUUCUCACUGAAGGUAGAGCCAGAGCAAGGGUUCUGGGGUGACGAUUCAGCCCUUAAUGGAAUUCGCCUGCAUUGUGAUAAUGGCGCAGUAAUUGAGUCUUCGGUUGGACUGUGGGGAAGUUGGACGGGGAUUCAAUUAUGUCCCAAAGGCUACCUGGUCUCUUUCUCUCUGAGAGUGGAAGAACCCCAGCAUGGAUCGGAUGAUACAGCUGCCACCAACAUCCAGUUCGUCUGCGACGAUGGAACUUCACUUACGGGCCAGUCACUUGACUGGGGUAGUUUUGGCGCAUGGAGCCAGCACUGUCCCACUGGUGCCAUAUGUGGGAUCCAGACAAAAUUGCACAGUUACCAAGGGCGGUGGGGUGAUGACACAGCACUUAAUGAUGUGAAGUUAUACUGCUGUUCUGAAUCAUAA
Elgaria multicarinata webbii is the source of this 573-nucleotide messenger RNA. RefSeq names its product vitelline membrane outer layer protein 1-like. Bases 1 to 573 code for a protein of 190 amino acids. The transcript has 3 exons. The record is from RefSeq and is a predicted model, not a curated record. Lineage: Eukaryota; Metazoa; Chordata; Lepidosauria; Squamata; Anguidae.